Molecule: messenger RNA, 3775 nt
Organism: Columba livia (rock pigeon)
Lineage: Eukaryota; Metazoa; Chordata; Aves; Columbiformes; Columbidae
Gene: RHOU
Product: ras homolog family member U
Exons: 3
Coding region: 265-1113 (282 amino acids)
Biological process (GO): establishment or maintenance of cell polarity; endocytosis; Cdc42 protein signal transduction
Molecular function (GO): GTP binding; GTPase activity; protein kinase binding
Source: RefSeq, a predicted model, not a curated record
CGCGGAGGCGCGGGGCUGGCGGCUGGGACUCGGUAGCGCGGGGCGAGGCGAACGCAGCGCAGGCGGGAUCCGCUGCUACAGCCGCCUGCGCCCGGUGAAGAGCCAGCGGCGCCGGGGCUGGCUUCGCGGCGGUCGCGCCGUGCUUGCCGGCCCGCGGGGGCCCCGCACCGCCCGUCCGCCGCCGCUGCACCCCGCCGCCCUCCGGCCGGUGGUCCCGGGCCGCGCGCCGCACCCCAACCCGCGGGGCUCCGCGUCGCUGCGCGGAUGCCGCCGCAGCAGGAGGGCGAGGCGGGAUACAUCAGCAAACCGGCGCCGGGCGGCUGCGAGGUGCCGCCGGUGCCCCCGCGCAGGGUGCGCAGCGGCCGGGCGGCGGCGGCGCUGGGGGCGGCACUGGGCGGCCGCUGCAGGGCGGCGGGGACCGGGGCCGGGGCUGCGGCAGGGGUCGGAGCCGGGGCCGGAGCUGGAGCCGAGCCGCGGCGCAGCAUCAAGUGCGUGCUGGUGGGGGACGGUGCCGUUGGGAAGACCAGCUUGGUGGUGAGCUACACCACCAACGGGUACCCCACCGAGUACAUCCCCACCGCCUUCGACAACUUCUCCGCUGUUGUGUCUGUCGAUGGCAAGCCGGUGAGACUUCAGCUCUGCGACACAGCUGGUCAGGAUGAAUUUGACAAGCUCAGACCUCUGUGCUACACCAACACGGACAUCUUCUUGCUGUGCUUCAGCGUGGUGAGCCCCUCCUCCUUCCAGAAUGUGAGUGAGAAGUGGGUUCCCGAAAUCCGAUGCCACUGCCCCAAGGCACCCAUUAUCCUGGUUGGGACACAGUCGGACCUCCGGGAGGAUGUCAAAGUUCUCAUUGAGCUGGACAAGUGCAAAGAAAAGCCAGUCUCAGAGGAGGCUGCGAAGCUCUGUGCUGAGGAAAUAAAAGCUGCGUCCUACAUCGAGUGCUCUGCUUUGACUCAGAAAAACCUCAAGGAGGUCUUUGAUGCAGCCAUCGUGGCUGGUAUUCAGUACUCAGAUACCCAGCAGCAACCAAAGAAAUCCAAGUGUAGGACUCCAGACAAGAUGAAAAACCUCUCCAAAUCCUGGUGGAAAAAAUACUGCUGUUUUGUAUAAGGGUUGCAAGGACACAAGUGCUUCUCUGAGGAAAUCAAAUAGAGGCUAUAUUAGCUGAAAUCUCAUCUGUGUUGUCCCGAGUGUAUAGUGUAGAUCUGUAUGUAUGUGUAUACGUUGCUACUGGAUAUUUCAGUUGCCCUUUCAAGGGUGGUGGAAGGAUUCUUAGUUAAAUGAUUGCUAUAAAUCAGGUCUGGCAUCCAGUUUCGUGACUAAAACCUCUCAUUAAGGAAGAAGAGCACCAUGUGUCUGUGAGGAUAGAAGGAUUUGUCCGAAGGAUUUGGCUAGUUGUGUUUUAAGGCAUAUGCAACGGGGAGGAGCACACCGAAGGCCUUUGUUGCCAGGGCUUUGCAGGAGGAACACACUAGUGAUGGUGGAGACGUCAAGCUCUGUAUGUGGAUGAUCAAAGGGAAAAAUAACACUGUGCCUCCUAACUGACAUUUGUAGCUUUAAAACCCCACUCCUGCUCUCUUCUCUGUGUCUUCCCAAGCCAAUGCUCUUGGGGAUCGCUUUAAAAAGGGUAUGUGAGAGGUGUAGUCUAUACGCAAAUGCGACAGUUGGAAAGGUCAUGAAUAUACCUUCAGCACACGGUGAGGGAACAUAAUCCCUUAUGGAGCUGACAUCUCGUUUGUCACCUCCUGACUUUGAGAAAGUCCUUUCUGUCCUCUUUCCCCUGCCAUUCCCAGGAAGCUGCGUGGAAGCCCGAGGAACAUGACCAAGCUUUAACCUGCUACCUCGAGCAGUGGUGAUGUCCUCUGUAUUUUUGCAGACAUGAUGACAGUUCAUCUAUUUCAGUUGAAAGGAAUGUAAAUGCUGUUUGUUGUUUGGUUUUUUUUUGUUUGUUUGUUUGUUUUGGUUUGGUUGUUGUUUGUGUUUUUUUUUUUUUUUUUUUUUUUCAGAAAUAUGUGUAACAAAUAUUCCUGCAGCACCAUGUAAACCACAUCUGGUUUUAAGUCUUCAGCCAAGUAUUUCAGGAUGCUUCUCCUUACCUUUUAAGGCUGCUAAACAAAUAACAAAUCAGGCAGAUCAAGAUUUAUAACAAACUAGACUCUAGAAACUGAGGCUGCUGUGUCCUCUUCAUGAUGCUGUUUUCAACCAAGUUAAUGUUUCCCUUCUGCAGGCAACUGACGCUUGUGGUUUAACCUUGUCCAAGCUCACAGUCGUGAAAUCGGCUGAGGUCACCCUGGAUAUUUAACUGAUAAUUUUUUUUCCCCAGGUCAGUCCAACAGAUUGACUGAAAUGUGCCUAAAAUGUAGCUGAGUGAUCAACAUGAUGCAGAGUUGAGUGUGACCUACUCUCUGACUAAAUCUGGUUCCUACUAAACUAAGCCUGAUUCAAGCCCUGACGAGUUAGAGAGACCUGAGGGGUAACAUGACCCUCUGCAAGAACCAGUAUUUUAACUUAUUCUGCAGAGGACAUUUAGUUUGUGCCGUUUGUCUGCCUUUUUAUGGCCCUGACUACUUUUAUUUUUUUCCCUAGAUAUUUCAAGAUCAGAUUUUAUAUAUAUAUAUAUAUAUAUAUAUAUAUAUAUACUUUUUUUUUUUUUUUUUUCCCUUUGGUCAUAGCCUUGAAGUGACCUUUUUCAUAGUCUUAAACUAAACUGCAGUGACAGAAAGCUGAAACCUUUUUUUCAUCAGAAAUGAACCAACGCCUGAUAUAAACAAGAACUGCGUAAGCUGUUUGAGUUGAUGAAGCUGACCACAGUUUACCUCCUGGCCCAUUAAAGAAAAUAACACUAUGUAAAUGGAUUCUGGGCUGUAUUGGCAUAGGCUCCACACAUAAACAGUAUUUUUUCCUCCUCUACAACGAACUGAGUGUAGAAUGGGUAAUGUUCCACUGCUAAAAAUUUGAAAAUGGGAUGGAAAUCUUUACCUAGGUCUGAUUCAAUAAAAAUGUGUUGGGUUUUGCACUGGAACAGCCUAGAAAAAGUUUCCAUAGCACAGAAGCUGGAUGCGUUUAACUUGAUUACAUCUGGUUGGUAAUGGUUUAAUGUUUACUGGUCAUGAAGUUAACAUCUGAACCUUUAUAUUUCAUACUCAAAUGCUUUGACAGGAUUUCAGAUAUGCAGUCAUACCGUCCGUCAUCCAGGAGAAAAACAUAGAGCCAGAUUUCUCUUGGGUGCUUUGCUUCUCUGUAAAACGGCCUCAGUCAAUCAAAAAUGUGGAUUUGGGAGGAGAUGGGCUUGAAUCAGAGCAGCUUCCUUUUGCAAAAGUAGCAAAAUUUAUUCUGCAAGAUCAUACUGCUUUAUAUCAUGCCAUACUGGAAGCAGUAGGUUAUAUUUUAUAAGCAGCCUGUUUCAUAGUCUGGAGUAGCAUUACUUUAAAGUUAGCCAGCUGUGACUGUUUCUGAAAAUGUGAUGUAUAUACAACUUGUUAUAGCCCUUUACUAGGUGUAUGUAAACUGAGGUCUAUUAACUUUAUGAAUACUGCUCUACAUAGGGCUACACAGGGUCUAAGUUCUAGAAAUACUACAUUUAAAAUCACCAGUAUUUUACAAGUGCAAGUGAGGGGGAGAUGUCUCUAUGUAGUCUAUAAUCUGAUGUGCCUUAUAAAAAAAAAACCACACACCUCUCUUUGUUUUCUAAGUGUAGGCUAUAUUCUGAAAAAAAUAUUUCAUGUGAGAAUGAUAUAAAUGAGGUAUUUGGAAAUAAAUUCUGACCUCUGUA